AGCAAGUGGGCCAACGGCGCCAAGAAGCCCGUCCCCGUGUACGAGGCCGGCGUGGAGGAGGGGAAGGACCGCUACGUGCUCGACCAACCCACCAAGUACCGCGGAAGCAACAUGUCCAAGAUUUCCGUUCAGUCUCUGUUCAGCCGCCACAACCGCCGCAAGCUGGACGAACUCCCCUACCAAGUCCUGCAGCUCAGGGGCCGCAUCCUGGAGGAGUUCGUGCUGAAGUUCGACUGGGUCUACGAGAAGCUCUGCGGCUCGGAUACGUACCAGGUACUGGAGGACGUGUCGCUGGCCCUCAGGAACCACAGCAACAACAUCGAACUCGUCCUGCUCAAGGAGGUCCUCGAGCUCGCCGCCUACGGCCUCGGCUACGACGGCAGGCAGUUCUACUCGCAGGUGUACGGGCGGCUGUCCACGCUGAUGUCGGACCCGCAGAACCACGAGACGUACCCCAUCAUCAAGGAGCUGUACGACACGGCCGCCCGCGCGCCCGUGCCCUGCCUGCUGCCCCUCACCGUCUGCUUCCACGAGCCCUUCCAGGACCAGAACAUGAAGCUCGGCGACGGCCAGGUCUACUUCAACGCCCUCAUCCGCGCCCGCCACAACCCGCACUACGUCAUCACCCUCAGCACCGACCGAGGGGAGAUCGCCGUCUGGAACAUCUUCACCAUGUCCCCGGUGCGCACGCUCACGGGGAUCACGCAGCCGAGGAAGCUGAAGAUGAUCGACGACUACCGCUGCCUGGUGCUCUGCGGUCGCGAACUCCGCAUCUACAACUUCGACGAGGGCCUCUUCGUCAUGAAGCUGCGCGAAGUCAUGAACCAGAAGAUGCCUUUCUUCGGCCUGCAUGACAAGGACCACGUGGUGGCCCUUUCCCGCUCGCGCAUGUACGUCAACAUGAUGAACCUCCAGAACGGCGACUGCGUGGCCACGUUCAAGGUCGGCGAGGACAGGUUCCUCAACAGCCUGAUGGUCUCCGAGAACGGCAAGAUCUGCGUGUGCGGCGACGAGACUCAGAAGCCGUCGGCGCUGCUGGUGUGGGACCUGGAACUGCGCAAACUGAUGUACGACCUGCGUAUUCCGCACCACGAGUUCAUCACGCGUCUCGCAGCCAUCACCAAGGAGGGCCACUACGUCUCCUGCGUGUGCCGGGAGGUGGACGAGCCAGCGCCCAACUUCAUCGUGGUUUACGACCUCCAGAGCGGGACUCUCUUCAAGAAGUGGAAGCCCGGAGUCAACAUCAUCUCCAUCGCCAUCUCCUCAGCAGGAGGCUGCGUGGUCGUGGGCCUUGAGGACUCAAAGCUCAUGGCUUAUGACCUCAUCACCGGUAAUCCCCGCUGGACACUGAAGGGCCACACAGCGCCUCCGAACACCAUUAGGUUGGACAACCGAGGUCUUCAGUGCCUCACCUUCGACUCCCUGGGUAGAGAUCGCUCUGUCAGGGUGUGGGACAUUCACACAGGAAACAGCCUAGCAGUGUUGACCCCUGACCAAGCUAUCACAGCGUGCGAGAUUUCAAGCGAUGGAAAAGCAGUCGUCAUGGCUCUUGAGGGACGCAAUGAAAUCGUCACCUUCCUUUUGUGCCACCAAACGGGUGUGGACGAACGACCAACACCAAAGUCAUAUGGCAAUGACACCAACCGUGGCAAAGUCUUUGACCUUAGCCAAGCUGGCACGUGGCCGAUGUCUGGAGAUGCGGAGGAGAACAUGCUGUGGAGUUAACUCACCUUGUAGCUGUAUAUAUAUAAGAGAUAAGGAUAAAUCUAGACAUAAGACAUAAAAUAUAUAUAUAUAUAUAUAUAUUUAGGUAUUCAGUGUGCAAUACUAGGUACCUGAAUCUUCAUUUUCUUUUUCUUGUUUCUGCCAUUGAUACUGAAUGUUUGUUUUUAACUCUAGUGUGACUUCUUUUCUUUAAGCGCUGUAAAAAGACCUGUAUUUGCUUCUGCUAAAAAAAUAUUUCAAGUCUAAAUAUGAUAUAGAUUUGUGUAAGCAUUUUAUACUCUAUUGUUUUCUUGAGUCGUAAGUGGUGUUAUUUUUGCGUUAAUAAGAUCUAUAAGCGAUGAGAUAACAAUUUAUGUAAAGUAAAUUAAUGAGUCUGAGCCAAUGCUAUAUCAUAUCUAUAUUUUAAUACAGUCACAUAGGUUAAGGUGUAAAGUAGGCAGCCUUUAUUUUCAAAUGUAAUUCAUCUUUCUUGUUUUCUUUUCAUCGUAUUAUGAUAUGAAGUGUACCAUGUUUUCCAAAUUCAUUUUUAGUGUGCAGUACUUUUAAAAGACAGUGUAUAUUGUUGAUGCAUGAUGAUUAUUGUGUCAGACAUUGACAAUUACGAGGAAAAGGUGUUGAUGCAAUGAGCACUUUUGCAAAUGGUUACUGGAGUCACAGAGCCUUGCAAGUGAGUCCAACUUUUGAUUUAUACUUGAUCAACCUUUUACAGAAUGUUGCCUUAUAUUUUUAUUUUACUUCUGUCUUUAUUGAAGGUAUGGUAGUUCUUGAAUUUAUUAUUAUGAUAAUUAAGAAUCUGUGAAUCUGAAUUCUUACUGUACUUGCACAAAGAAAGCAUAUUAUGUAGUGCCAGUGGGAUGCAGAUCAGAAAGCCAUUAUAUCUUGUCAUGGGGGUAUGUGUUGCCAUGGCAUCGUUUAACGGUGGAGCGAGAAUGUGUAGAAACGGCAGGAAUUUGAUUGUGCUGAAUUCAUCAGUAAACUGCAGAGUGGUAUCUUAUGGGGUAUAUGCUGAAAAAUAUUCUUGAUACUCUAUUUUUAGAGGGAUAAGUUUAUUUUAUGUAUUUUCAUAUUGCUCCUGCAUUUUGCAUAUUGUGUAUUGCUUUUUAUGCAUUACAUAUCUGUUACAUAGAGUGCUGUUUUCUCUCUUUGAAGGAAUGCCAUGUCUUACACUUGACAGCCCUUAUAGAAAUAUCAGAAGGAAUGACCUUGUUAUUUGACCUAGAGGAAUGUUAAAUAUAAUUUUGACUUGAGAGGAAUGCUAGAUAUUAUUUGACAUAACAUUGAUUAUAUGACCUAGGAGGAAUGUUAGAUAUUAUUUGACCUAAUGUUAAUUAUCUGACCUAAGAAUAGUGUUUGAUAUUAUUUGACCUAAUAUAAAUUAUUUGACCUUAGCUGAAAGUUGUUAUUUGACCAAAGAGGAGAAUUAAAGAAAAAUCCUGAAGACAAAUUCCAAAUCAAAGGCCUCCACUUUGUUUCUACACUUACUCUUACUGUCUCCUAGCUAUUGCACUUAGGACUUAGAGAGAGAGAGAGAGAGACUGCAUGUUCAAGCCAGUCACACACACUCACACACACACAUGAAAAAAAAAAAUAUGUUGUACAUGUUUCAUUAAACAGGAUUCUGUA
Penaeus monodon (black tiger shrimp) is the source of this 3348-nucleotide messenger RNA. RefSeq names its product NACHT domain- and WD repeat-containing protein 1-like. Gene Ontology annotation, molecular function: protein binding. The record is from RefSeq and is a predicted model, not a curated record. Lineage: Eukaryota; Metazoa; Arthropoda; Malacostraca; Decapoda; Penaeidae.